CUGUUUCAGGGAGCGGACCAACGCUCCUCCUAACGCGCAGUCCUCCUGCUCGAAUUAUCGGACAGCUUCUGCUCUCCAGGACUAAAUCGAUUCAAACCAACUGAAACAGACGCAGGAGACAAACAUCGUGGGGGAGAAAACACGACGCAGUCCGUGACUUUAUUGAUCCAAACACGGAGCUCGCGCUGAUCGGUGGUAAAGUCACGCGGUGACAGAAUGACGAAGCUGCGUUUUCUCAUCAGACUUUUUCUCUACGCCGUAUUUUCACUACCAAACGCAAUGCAGGCUCCAACAGUGCUCCCACCGGAGUGUUUGCCUGGCGGCCACAUGGUUCUCCAGAACCCCCACCGCAGCACCACCUUCAGCUCCAGCAGCCUGCAGCAGUCAGAACCGCAGGACAUCAUCUGCGACCACUCACUCACUCCAGGCUGGUACCAGUUUCAGAUUUUUGACAAGCGUGCCAGAAUGCCCACACAGUGUGUGGAGGUGAACCACUGUGGGACCCAGGCUCCGGUGUGGUUGUCUCUGGGAGACGGUGAGACGCUCCCGGGGUCGCUGGAGGUCAAGCAGCUGACAGCCUGCGCUGCCUGGAAGAUCUUUCAGAGCGGAAGCAAAGACUGCUGCAUGUUCCGCGUCCCGGUCACCGUCCGGAGCUGUGGAGAUUUCUAUGUGUACCUGCUGCAGCCCACACCGGGAUGCAUGGGCUACUGUGCACAAGCUGAGCCACCUCCCGCUCCCUCUGUGCCUGUGAUUGUCUCAGAGGUGAAAGGUCACACCGUGUACCUGAGGUGCAGCUUUGACAGCAGCUCCAGCAGCUCUGUGGGGUUUGUGGUGGCCUGGUCGCGCCUCUCACCUGAGGGCAGGAAGGAGGAGCUCAGGAAGGAGACCACCAUCCACACCUCCGCCCUCAUUGAGCUGGACGGAUUCAACCUCCGACUGGGGGACAGGAUUUACUGCUCCAGCUCCAGUUUCUUGUUGGAAUCACCAGAUAUUCAAGGCACUCCCAUGGAAAGUCAGGAGUUUUUUGCAGGAAUAAAGUUAAAACCAGAAGUUAGCCGAGUGUCUGAGAACGGGAGGCGGCAUCGGCUUCUGGUUGAGAGCUCGAUUCCGGUUCCAUGUCCGGACGAUUCUUUCUCUUCUGCAGAAAAGUGUGUUUUAUCUCUGCAUCUCAGCACAAGCAGUGAAGAUGAGGAUUUGUUGGGUGCAGAUUUGUCUCUGUCUUCUUGUAAGGUGGAUUUAUCUCGGGGUCGCUGCAGUGGCGGGGUCUGUAGCCGGGUUCUGGUCCACUUCAGUCCCAACCCGGACUUCAUCAAAGACGGUGAACGGACCAGUAACAUCUCUGUGAAACCCGUCAUCACGCAGAACUUUCUCUGGAACGGAUACUCACCAGAACCUGUUCAGAUAACCAUUACUGAUGUUCCCCCGGCUUAUUGCUACUCCUUCACAGACCCCCACAUGAUCACGUUUGACGGCAGAUACUAUGAGAAUUAUCAAAUAGGCACCUUUGUUUUCUACAAGAGUGACCUUUGGCCCUUUGAGGUCCAUGUCCGUCAGUGGGAAUGUGGCAGCCUGGUCCACGCCGCCUCCUGUGUGUGUGGAUUUGCGGCGUGGGACGCCGGCGACGUUAUCACGUUCGACAUGUGUGACGGCGAGAUGGGCGAGACGAAGCCCCGUCUGUCUGUGAAGAGCAGAAACUCUAAACGAGUAAAGAGCGGCUUUCGGAUCAGUGAGUCCUACCAAGGACGCAAAGUCACUAUCACGUUUUCCUCUGGAGCAUUUGUUCGUGCAGAUGUCUCAAAUUGGGGAAUGAGUCUGACUCUGAGGGCUCCCAGUUCAGACCAGAAUCACACGUUGGGUCUGUGUGGGACGUACGAUGGAUGGCCGGACAAUGACUUCCACUCAGCAAGGGGUGCUGUGCUGGAGCAGUUGCAGGAUUUCAUAUCUGAGUGGAGACUCCCUGCAGGCAGCAGCUUGUUUGACUCCAUGCCAGCCGAUGUGAACACAACAAACAUCCACACAUACUGCAACUGUCAAGCAGAUCACCUGAAGCCAUCUCUCAGAUCUGAAUCCAGCUGCUCCAAUCACAGACUUUUUAAUUUUCGGAGUUUUAUCCCCGCUCUGGAUGUCACAGCUAAAUAUAUCAGUUCAGUGGAGCUACAGAAAGAAAAUAAAAAACCAGAGCUCACUUCUGGUCGCAGUGAAAGUUCCCCACAUCCGGACAGCCUCUCAUACUUCUUCCCAGAGGAUUAUGAGUUCUCAGUUCAGCCAGACGGACUCCCAAGAUGGCCGACUCCUGCUGGUCUAACUCAGCAGCAGGCUCAGGCUCAGUGUGAGCGCACAGUGGGAAACUCGAGUGUCGCCGUCGGCUGCCGGCUCCUGUUAGCAGGUUCAACAAUCAGCCGAGCGGUGGCCAUGUGCGUCGCCGACCUGCAGCUGAAAGACGAGCUGUCGUGGCUGAAUGCCACCUUGCCGCUGCUGGAGAAUGAGUGCGAGCGAAAGCUGGUGGAAGAGCGGAGGAGAUGGGAGGAGCACCAGGACGCGGCGUCCAUCCUGAGGUGUCCGGACCUGUGCAAUGGGAACGGCCAGUGCUCCGAGUCGGGCUGCGUCUGCUUCCUUGGGUUCGGUUCACAUGACUGCAGCGAGCUGAUGGACCAGAUUCCAGAAAUCACCAAGUUGAGGAAGGAAGGUCUGUGCAACGUCCGUCAGGAAGACUGCUCCACCAUCCAGGUCUAUGGUCACUAUUUCAGGGACUCCAGCCAGCUCAAGUGUGAGUUUGUUAAAGAAAAGAUUGAAGACGGGGAGUCGGUCACGGUUGCUCCUUGGUUUGUUCAGGCCGCUUUUCUGAAUGAAACAGGUCUUGAGUGCCGGCUCCCCUUGGAGGACAACCAGGGUCCUGCAGACACGGUGACAAACCAAGCCGUUACGCGCUGGCAGAUCAAAGUUUCAAACGACGGCUACAGCUACAGCAACACCAAGAUCCUGACUCUGUAUGACGGAGGCUGUCAGAUCUGCAGCCUCGACACAGAAAUCAUGUGCACCCUCAGGGAGAAGACCUGCAUCAUUGGGGAUUUGUGCUACAAUGAAGGGGAGUCCAAUCCCAGCAAUCCUUGCUUCACUUGCCGUCCAGACCUCUCCAAAAACACAUGGUCCAAAGCUGAGAAAAACAAGCCUCCGUUGUUCCAGCCGCCACAGAUUCCUCUCCGCUCCUUCCAGGAGGAAAGUUUCACCUACCAGCUGCAGGCUCGGGACCCUGAAGGCUCCACGGUUCUUUUCAGCCUGGUAUCGGGUCCAAAAGGGGCUUCGCUCACUUCAGCUGGACUGCUGAUGUGGACGGCGACCUCUGAACCCACAGACACCCACACGUUCCAGUUUACUGUCACUAAUGCCUGCACUGCGGAGACGCUCACCUCUGUCCAGGUUUCUGUGCAUUCCUGCGAUUGUCUCAACGCAGCGUCCUGCAUCACCAACGUGAACUUCCCCGCCGGAAGCGGCGAAUACGUCUGCGUCUGUCCUGACGGGUUCACGGGUCGGCGGUGUGAGGUGGACGUAGACGACUGCAAGCCGAACCCCUGCAGGCUGGGCCGCUGCGUAGACCGACCCAACUCCUUUUCCUGCAUCUGCCCUGGUGGAAUGACGGGACGAACAUGCAGGGAAGAUGUAGACGAGUGUCUGUCCCAGCCGUGCUUCCCUGCAGUGAGCUGCAGCAACACUCUGGGCUCCUUCAUCUGUGGAUCCUGUCCACCAGGAUUCACAGGUGAUGGGAAAAUGUGUCAAGAGGAAAACAUCGCAGGUGCUCCAGUGAGAGCGCCGCAGGUUUCUCAGAGAGCCAAACCGUCGGGUCCUUCGCCGUGCAGCAGGGCGCCGUGUUACACGGGGGUUCUGUGCUUCGAGAGCAUCCAUGUUUCAGCCGGGUUCGCCUGUGGACCCUGUCCUCCCGGUUUCCAAGGAAACGGACAAAUGUGCACAAAAAUGGGUCAGGAAACACUCACCAGUGGAGCAUAUGUUGGGACUCCUGUGUCUAAUUCCACCGAUGAAAGGACCCACUCCUCCUCUUCCUCCUCAUCUUCUUCUUCUUCUUCUCCUGCCUCAAACAACCAACCACCAGACAGGAAGUGGAGACCAGACGCUAGGAGAGCUUCCUUUAAGGAUGAACAGCCCACUGGUUCUCCUCAGAACAAAAUUGCAGCUCGAAUAUUUUCUCCCUCCGUCCACAGGGGGCAGCAUAGCACAGUGGCGCUGUCCUCGGAUACUGGUCAUGUGACCUGCUCCGAUUCUCCCUGCUUCCCCGGUGUUACCUGUGAACCGACGCGCUCAGGAUCCCUCAGGUGUGGGCGCUGCCCGCUCGGCUACACCGGGGAUGGACUCGUAUGUAAAGCUGUUUGCAGAUAUCCGUGUGGGCAGAACAUGGAGUGCUCUCUGCCCAACACCUGCACCUGCAGAGAAGGUUACACCGGAUACAACUGUCACACAGCCGUGUGUCGGCCUGACUGCCAGAACCAGGGCAGGUGUGUGAAACCCGACGUGUGUGAAUGUCCUGUGGGCUACGGCGGGCCGUCCUGUGAGGAAGCGAGCUGCGAGCCGCCGUGUCAACAUGGAGGCACUUGUCUGGCCAGAAACCUUUGUACCUGCGUCUACGGCUACGUGGGGCCCAGAUGUGAAAUUAUGGUGUGUAGCAGGCACUGUGAAAACGGAGGCGAGUGUGUUUCUCCAGAAGUCUGCAGAUGUAAACACGGCUGGUACGGACCAACAUGCGGCUCAGCUCAGUGUAACCCCGUCUGCCUGAACGGAGGAUCGUGUAUGAGGCCAAAUGUCUGCGCCUGUCCCACUGGCUUCUUUGGCUCUCAGUGCCAAAUUGCUGUUUGCAGUCCGCCCUGUAAAAACGGGGGUCAGUGUAUCAGAAACAACGUCUGCUCCUGCCCAGAGGGCUACACUGGAAAAAGAUGCCAAAAAAGUGUCUGUGAGCCGACGUGCAUGAACGGAGGAAAGUGUGUCGGACCGAACACGUGCUCUUGUUCUUCAGGCUGGAGCGGGAAAAGAUGCAACAUGCCCGUUUGUUUACAGAAGUGUAAAAAUGGCGGCGAGUGCGUGGGAGCGAACACGUGUCACUGUCCUGUCGGCUGGGAAGGGCUGCACUGUCAAACACCCUCCUGCAGGCGGCCGUGCCUCAACGGCGGGCGGUGCGUGCUGCCCGACUACUGCCACUGCCGGAGAGGCUUCAAAGGCCUCACCUGCGCCGUAAAGGCUUCACAUGCAUGAGAAGAUGAAGAGAAUUACUGCAAAAAGCAUAAAACAACCAGAUGUGUUUUAGUGUUUGAAUGUAUGAUGGAGAACAAAAUGUGCUCAUUUGUGCACAUUUCAGCUGAGGGAGAUGAUUUACUGCACUUGUGUUUUUGUCCCUGCAUUUCACUACCUCAAGGCUAAAUGUAAAAUGUGUUGAAUUCAUUUAAAGUAUUUUAAAUAUAUACGACUCUGUAAGCAGUGGAUGAACAUGUCAAGAGUCAAGUUUUUGUAUUUUAAAAACCAAAACCAUGAUAAAAAAUAUUUUUUCCCAGCAUUUUCUUUAAUGUUAUUGUUAUAACUUGUAUAAUCCAACAGAAAAACAAAACCUUACUUCAGUUUCUUCAAAUUAUAAAUGUUUAAUUGAAAUGCAUCAUUCAGUUUUGUCAAACAUCUUGAUUUGAGAACAUUUGUUCUUGCAAAGAUUCUCCAGAUUGUGACAAAAACGCCUCACCGCAAAACAGAUUUUCUUGUUUUCCAGUUGAAUUAUAA
Molecule: messenger RNA, 5769 nt
Organism: Xiphophorus couchianus (Monterrey platyfish)
Lineage: Eukaryota; Metazoa; Chordata; Actinopteri; Cyprinodontiformes; Poeciliidae
Gene: vwde
Product: von Willebrand factor D and EGF domains
Exons: 30
Coding region: 217-5256 (1679 amino acids)
Biological process (GO): anatomical structure development
Cellular component (GO): membrane; extracellular region; cell surface
Molecular function (GO): calcium ion binding; signaling receptor binding
Source: RefSeq, a predicted model, not a curated record